CAAGCACCAUGUUGUCCCGACAAUUCCGCCAUGUCAUGCGAACUCAGCGGCACCGCCAGGCAACAAGUCGACGCCUUACCUCCGAUGCAAAAGCUGCGGAAGCUAAAGUGGCAGAAGGCAAAGCUGCCGAGACAGCGACCGAAAGCAAAGCCGCAGAGGUGAAGGCUGCUGCCACUGAGACCCCCACACCUCGCCCUGGCUUCUUCAGCCGCCACCCCGAAAUCGUGUUCCUGGCAGGGUUGGUGGGAAUCGGGGGCUACAUUUACCGCAGUAGCGUGAACAACAAGAAAUUCAACGAAGUGCAAAACGAUUUGGCCGAGAAAACACCCAUUUCUCCGUAUGAAGCGUACGAGUUGCGUUCCCAAAAUGCCAUCACCCCAGAGGUAUUUGACGCGGUGAAGAAGCAAGCGAAGCGAUACUUUCCCUCCAACGAAGCCACCGUGGCCGAGUUCGACUUGUGUUUGGGCAGCGUGUUGCAAGGCACGGCCAUGAAGAACACGCAUCAUUUGGAGCGCGUGCUCUUGAGUUUGCCCAAGAACAUCAACGGCAAAAUCGACGUCGAUUUGCUCUUGGUCGCGUUUUCGUUGGCCGUAAAAGGGUCGGUGGACGAACGACUGGAAAGUUUGUUUGCAUUGCCGCUGGCUGCCAAGCUCACGGGCAGCUCGACUUUGACCAAGGCCCAAGUCGAGCACGUUCUAGGCCAUGUGCUGGAUACGUACCAAAUUCCGUCGGAGAAGCGUGUCGUGGCGCUGGAAGACAAGGCGUAUCCGUACCAGGAGUAUGCGAUUGCCACUCCCGGUCAAAUCCUGGACGCGGCCGUGGCAACAUCCGUGAAGGCCAAGACCCUCGACGAAGGCACGGAGCAAUUCAACCUCGAUCAAUUUGCCCUCUUGAUGAAGUCCAAGGCCAUUUGUGUGUGGGGCGAAUGCUACAACAGCUCGAGCAAAAAACGCAUGAAAAAUUAGGCUUUAUCAAACGGUAAACCUUGCCAUCAAAACAGUAGAAAGGACAAUUUGUCAGGUUAAUAUCCGGA
Molecule: messenger RNA, 1033 nt
Organism: Aphanomyces astaci
Lineage: Eukaryota; Oomycota; Saprolegniomycetes; Saprolegniales; Verrucalvaceae
Exons: 4
Coding region: 9-965 (318 amino acids)
Source: RefSeq, a predicted model, not a curated record